This is a messenger RNA of Juglans microcarpa x Juglans regia, 558 nucleotides long. RefSeq lists its product as uncharacterized. Lineage: Eukaryota; Viridiplantae; Streptophyta; Magnoliopsida; Fagales; Juglandaceae. Bases 1 to 558 code for a protein of 185 amino acids. The record is from RefSeq and is a predicted model, not a curated record. The transcript has 2 exons.
AUGCCUCCCAUCAAAGAUGCCUUCAAUCUUGUACCUGAUUUUCCUUUUAUUCUUGCUAAUGUUUCUUCUGCUCAGGUUGCAUCCCUAGAAGCUCAAGCUCCAUCUGCCCCGUCAAUUGAACUUCCCAUUGCAUCAUCUCUGUCCCCAUCAUCUCCUCUUUUUACUUCUCUCACAGAUAAUUCUUCACACACUGUGGUUCCUAAAAACAUCCGUGCUACCUUAAAUCAUGAAGGAUGGCAUCGUGCCAUGCAUGAGGAGCUCGCUGCCUUGAAGAAAAAUAAUACCUGGACGUUGGUUCCUCGCACCCCUGACAUGCCCAUUAUCAACAAUAAAUGGGUUUUUAAAUCUAAGCUUAAUGCUCAUGAUGAACUUGAUCGCCUUAAGGCUCGCUUGGUCGCCAUUGGCUACCAUCAAAUAGAUGGUGUUGAUUUUCUUGAAACAUUUUCUCCCGUUAUUAAAUUUGGUACUAUUAGAACAAUUUUAUCCAUUGCUCUUGUGCGCAAGUGGGAAAUUCGACAGUUAAAUGUCAAAAAUGCUUUUCUCCAUGGCUACCUUUAG